AUGGCAACCCAAGACCGCAAGCUUCCGUUAGGCAAGAUCGAGCCCAAUUCGCUCAAAUACUUCCUGAGCUGUGGUGCCGGAGGUAUUAUCGGACCCACCCAUACCGCCGUCACACCUCUCGAUCUCGUAAAAUGUCGCCGGCAAGUCGACCCGAAAAUCUACACCUCCAACAUCCAAGCAUGGCGCACCAUCUUCUCCAAGGAAGGUCUCCGCGGAGUCUUCUUCGGCUGGUCCCCCACCUUCCUGGGCUACUCCUUCCAAGGCGCCGGUAAAUACGGUCUCUACGAGUACUUCAAGCACCUCUACGGCAACCAGCUAUUCCCCGAAACGAACCGCACCCUGGUCUUCCUGGGCGCCAGUGCCUCGGCCGAGUUCUUCGCUGAUAUGGCACUGUGCCCGAUGGAGGCGAUCAAGGUGCGGAUGCAGACUACGCUCCCGCCUUAUGCUUCCGGGCUGCGGGAGGGUUGGGGCAAGAUUGUUGCGAAGGAAGGCUUUGGAGGUCUGUAUAAGGGUCUGUAUCCGCUGUGGGCGCGUCAGAUCCCGUACACCAUGACCAAGUUUGCGACUUUCGAGGAGACGGUGAAGAUCAUUUACUCGAAGAUGGGGAAGCCGAAGGAGGAGUAUGGUCAGUUGACGCAGACUGGUGUUAGCUUCUUGGGUGGUUACAUUGCUGGUAUCUUCUGUGCUGUUGUCAGUCAUCCGGCGGAUGUGAUGGUUAGCAAGCUUAAUGCUGAUCGGAAGGCUGGCGAGGGUGCAUUGACGGCUGUUUCCCGCAUUUAUGGCAACAUCGGAUUCUCCGGUCUUUGGAACGGUUUGCCGGUUCGUAUUGUGAUGCUUGGAACCUUGACUGGUUUCCAAUGGCUCAUUUACGACUCAUUCAAGGUCUUCCUGGCUAUAAUCCGCAUCCACCCCUCGCUUCGCAUCAAGCCCAACGCUCAACGGAUCCCGAAUAGCAUCGCAAAACACAUUCCGCCCCCAUCAUCGCCCAAUUCCCUCCUCAAACGACACCUACCAUUCCAACCCUUCACAAUGGAAGCUUCCCGCCAACAGACCUCCAUCCCACCCGCCAACCCCCCCAGUGUCGAAAUCGCCUACAAGCGCAAGUGCAUAGCGCUCAAGAAGCGUCUCGCCGAAGUCGAAGCCGAAAAUGAACUCAUGCGCACCCGCAACCGCCGCGGAACCCAAUACAUCCAGAAAAUGCGCCUGGAAACCUGCAUGCUCCUCGAGCGUCUCACAAAGGUCACCGGGAUGGCCGACGAGGCCAAAUCAGGUGCCUCGAACCCGGAGCUGCGUGCCCGCGCCGCGGCAAUGAUGUCCACCACUCAGGUAGACUCUCGCCUAGAAGACGACACAGAAGGAAGCUCUGACGAGCAGCCUCGAACGCCGGAGGAAAGGCCUUUGCGCGUUAAGCGCUCCCGCAAGUCUGCUGCUGCUGGGCUUGAUGGCGACGAAGAGAUUCAUCACGAGGGACAUCCGGAGUCGGUGGAUCCUUCAGGCGCCGCAUUGCCUCGUCUUGCUCCGGCCCCGACGCAGGAGUCGUUGACGCACUCUUUCCGCGUGCAGACUGGUAGUGGUGGUUCGGCGGAUCAGACUCCUGUUGCUGGUGAUGGUGCUGUGGAGGCUGAGGUGGGUCCUGAGACUGGGACUACGCCUAUGGAUAUGGAUAAGGAGGAGGUGAAGGAGGAGCCGAAAAUCGAGCAGCCUUGA
Penicillium olsonii is the source of this 1707-nucleotide messenger RNA. Lineage: Eukaryota; Fungi; Ascomycota; Eurotiomycetes; Eurotiales; Aspergillaceae. The record is from the annotation of a GenBank genome assembly.